AUGUCACAAACACGCCCGAGCGUCGCGUCGCCGCCGCCCGCGUCGUCCUCACCACCACCAUCGUCGUCGGGCACGAUGGCCACGUUUUCCGACGGCGAGGACGUCAUGUCUUCCUCUUCCCGCCCCAUUUCCCCUCCUCUGUCUAUCUCGCAGUUCGACACAACCGACAGCAUGCGGUUGCACCUGCAGGCGCUGCUCGACAACAAGGAAAAGCAGCUCCAGUCAGCGGCGACACUCGGCCACCAACUCCUCGCGCAGCGGAUGGAGCUUGAAGAGCGCAUCCGGCAGAUGCAGGAACACGAGCUGGAUGCAGGAAACGCGAGUGGCAGCGAAGACGGACUUGACGUGAGCGCGCGGGAGCGCUACCGGGAGCUGGCGGAUUCGCUCAAGGCGUGGGACGCGGAGAACGAGCAGUUGACGAGUGUUUUCGGCGGACCCAAGCCUACGAACGGCGUGCAUGCACCCGCAGCGUCGCGUCACGCGGAAGGCUCGCGGAGUGACCACGAACGGACGAAAGGUGCAGCAGCUGGCCCAUCCGCAGCGCAAUCGUCUCGGCGUGCAAAGAAUGCAGCCCAUCGCGCUGAUGACGUUGAGUUCGCGUUUGAGAUCGGAAGUGGCCUCCUAACGGAAGUUCGGAGGUUGCAAAGUCUGCUAGGGGAGCGUGACAAGGCGAUCCAGGACAUGAAGGAGGAGAAGGAUGACCUCGAGAAAACCGUCGAGACCCUCCGUGGCGCACUCCGACAGCAAGAGCAGUCCGCAGACAAGUUCAAGGAGGAAAACUGGAAUCUCGAAGUUACCCUCCAAGAGCUACGCACGCAAGCAGCAGACGCGCAAGCCACGGCGCAGCGUCUGGAGAGUGAGAACAAGAGGCUCACCAGGCAGCUUACCCAUACCCGCGAAACGGCCGAUCAGCACAAGAAUGAGGCGGAGCGUCAGCAGACUGCGUACGAGGAGCUCAAGGCCAAGCACGAGACUGACGUCGCGCAGGCGCGUAAGCACGCGGCGGGCCUCCAGCGCGACAAGUCCGAUCUUCAGCAGGCCCUCGACUCGAUCAAGGCAGACGCAGCCAAGCAGAGCCGCCGUCUUCCGCGCUUUGGCUCUCCGCUCACGCCGAACGGUGCUACCGCCUCUGAGAUGGCCACUCCUGCGGAACACGACGAUGACGACGUCUUCAGCGUGGCGGGAGCAUCGACGCACAACCGCAAGAAGCUGGACAAUUCAGGCCUGUUCCCGCCCGACGGUUUCGACUUCGCGGACGAGUCCCCUGAUCCGUCUCCCUCACGUCCCUUCCUCGCGCCCAACCACCCCAGCAAUGAGAUCGAGGCUCUUCAGCAGCGCCUUGCUCAUGCUCAGCGACAGAUCAACACGCUCAAGAGCACGCUGCAGCGCGAGAAGGAGCUUCGCAUGGACUACCGCCGCAAGCUUGAAGCGUCCCCUGGCUUCGCGAUUGAAGAGGAAGAGAUUGAAGUUGAGGAGGAGCCUGAGCUCUCGAAGCCGAAAGCGCGCCUCACACCUUAUCGCACGAUUCGUGGCCGCGGUCGUGGAAGAGGACGAGGUGGGCUUACGCUCACCCAACGCCUGGGCAUGGCCGCGCACAGUCCUGCUUCCGAGUUCGGCGACGACGUUGACAACGAGUCUUCCCCCGCACCACCGGUUCCUCGCUUACCCGCUGCAUUCCGUCCUGAAGAUGCCAAGAACUUCAUGGAGGACAUGGAUGAAGAGGAGCCUGAUCUGCAGGCCUCGCCGUCGCCCAACAUAGUGUCCAACCGCACGAGCGUGGAUGGUAUGGAUCCCGCGUUUGCGAAUAUUCUUCGUCGAUCUGCUUCUGCAAGCUCUCUCCAGCAGAAUGUAAGCCCUCUACAGGAAAGCGUUCUUGCGCGCGUGGCUCGCGGGGGUACACUCCCUCGUCGCUCUCGCGGCGGUGCUGCGUAUCAGGAGGCGCGACCACCAUCCCUCGUUGGGCAGCCGGAAGCCCUUGCUGCAGAGCUCGGCUUCGGUAUGAUCGGUUCGCCAGGAGCCGACGACCUCAAGCAGGAGUUCGAGGCAAUCGAGACGGCCGAGUUUGGUGUACAGACCGACUUUGAGGCGUCCCCUCCUCCACCCCCGCCACCGCCAAUACGGGUCACUCCUGCGACGAUCGAGAUGGGCGUGCAAGCCGAGCCAGAGCCAGAGGCGCCAAUCCCGCGCAUCGAGGUGUCCAUGCAGACCGACGAGGAGCCAGUUCCUGUUCGAACGGAUGCCGAGGUACAGUACGAUAUCGUCGAGCCGUCCGUUACGCUGCUGUCCGCAGGCGUGAACACAGACGCGGUCGCGGAGCCCGCACUCCCACCACCGCCUGUUCUGCCGGUCUUUUCCGUCGCAGAAGUGCAGACUGUCGCCCCGACGGUUUCUCAUGCGGAGAUGCAGACGGCGCCAGAGCUCGUGUCAGUGGUUGCCGCGACGUCCGACAUGAACACCCAAACGCAAGCUCUACCUCAGCUCGUGACUGCGUCUGCCGAGACGCAGACUGCGCUUGCCGUUGCUCACGCGGGAGCGCAGGCGGGCGACGUCUCACGCCAGUAUCUCGACACGUCUGUCGGCGAUUCAAGCGGAGACACCACCAUCCAGGCGCCACGGCCGCCCUCGCUGGCUCUGAGUGAUUCGAGCGGGUAUUACGACGAGGAUGACGCGGUUACCGAGACGGGCUCGAUCAUGGGCGAGACGGCGCACACCGAGGAGUUCACGGACGCACGGAGCGCGCUCAUGACGCCGACGGACUCACUCAGCGACUACCACUCCAUGAUGACCGUUUCGGACGCAGACUUCUCCGACUCGGGCAGCGAGGAGAGUAUCAAGGCGUCGCGUAUGGAUAGCAGGAACGGCAACUUCUCCGCGAUGUCAUCGACGGCGUCGAUCCCCCUCACGUCGCCCACGUAUGCGAUGGCGCACUCCCCGUCGUCUCCUGUCAAGCCACAGUUAACAUACGAGUCAAUGGCUGUGGAGACGGAUGCGAUUCCUGAGCCGCCUCGGGUGGUACUUGUCGACGUCGAGGUGCAGGCUGAGCCCGAGCCUGAGCCAGAACCAGAGCCCGAACCUGAGCCGGAGGUAGCGCCAGUGCCUGAGCCGGUGUUUAUUGAGCCUACUCCUGCGCCGGAGCCCAUACCGGAGCCGAAGCCAGAGCUCAAGGAGAUGUCUGUGCAGACGGACGAGUGGGUGCCUCCUGCGCCUCCUGCCCCAGUUUCCAUUCCCGCUCCGGUUUUUGUUCCCUCUACUGCGGCCGUACCGGUACCCACCGCCGUCCAAGUACCCUCCACUCCCUCGUUUGCUCCCGUCGUGCCCUUGGGUCCAUCCGUCGCCUCUUCAUCUGCAUCCGGUGCUUCGGCAAACGCGCCGUCAAUCCCCACCGUGUUCCGUGUUGGGCCUAGCUCUCAGCAGUUCCAGUUCAUUUCACCCCCCUCGUCGGCGGGCCCGACAACGACAACGACACCCAUCCCCGCCGUGGUCGCCGCUCCCUCACCCAAUACCACUAUCCGGGACGCGAAUGCCACCUUCAUCGCCCGUCCCCGCACCUCCCACUCGGAUCGGCGACAGUCCAUCGAGUCCACCCUCUCGUCCGCCAUGGACGACGUGGUCAGUCGUUCGCGCACGCCUUCAGUGUUGCCGAAUAUCGACAAAUCGCGUCCACCCAUGAUGGUCCUCCCUCCACCACCCCGUCAACCGCCCCCGCCUAACAGCAUGUUACCCCCGCCGUUCAUACCCGAGAAGAGGAUAUCCCACGACAUGCCACCCCCUAGACCCUCCUCACCACCCCCUCCCGAGCUCAUCCAGCGCGCGACGACGCCCAGUCUCGGCGUCCCUGGACGAGGCACCAUCGGCCGGUCGCACGGCUCGAUGCCACCAUCGCAGCAGGGCCUCCGCCAGCUGCCAUCGACAAGCAGCUUCCGGUCGGCUGCCAACGCCGCCGCCCGCGCACCCCUCUCAAGUCCGUCUGCGCUCUCGUUCAACCUCAGGGACCGCGAGCGCCGCGAGUUGUCCUCCGCGUCGCUCCACUCUGGUGGCCAGAGCAUCGGUUCUCAGCGUUCGUCGAUCUCAUCCGAGAAUCACAUCUUCGACCACAUGCGGCGGCACAGCAACGCCGAGGUGCUGAACGUGCCAGAGCGUGCGCCCCAAGCUGCGCCCGGUGGUGUGGGCUCAACGGACCCUACCAUCAUCCACGCCAUUACGCAGACGAUGAUCGGCGAGUUCUUGUACAAGUAUACUCGUCGGGCGAUCGGGAAGGGCCAUGGGGAGCGACGACACAAGCGCUUCUUCUGGGUACACCCGUACACGCGUACGCUGUACUGGAGCUCUGCGGAUCCUGGCUCGUCAAACGUCACGGAGUCCAGUGCCAAGAGUGCUUAUAUCGAGUCCGUGCGCACUGUAAUGGAUCCUAACCCAAUGCCACCGGGUAUCCACCAGUACAGUGUGAUCGUGUCUACGCCUCAACGGGAGAUGAAGUUCACCGCGCCCACGCGGGAGAGACACGAUAUCUGGUACAACGCCUUGACGUACCUCCUCACGCGGCCAGGCCAGAUGCACGGGGUGCCAGGUGCCCCAGGUCCCGCACCACCGAUGAGCCCCAUGUCCGUCAAUGGCGAUCUUCCAGGCGACGAACCGCAGUACCGCCCCGGCAUGGUGUCCAGUCCAGAGAGCCAGCGCAGCGCGCGUACUGGCCGGACAGGACUCAGCGGCGAAUCAUGGAAUGUCACUCCGCGAGGCCAGCGAAGUCGUUCCCAGAUUUCGCUAGGAGGUUCGAUGGGCAAGCGUUCCGGCACGCCCGCCGCCGAGUACCUUCGUUGGGCUCACCAAGAGACCCCGAGUAGUCCAACGAAAGAGUACGAGCACAUUCCGGCCGGCCCAGACGAAGAGGACCUGGACUUCGAGCUGCACGACGAGACGCUGUCUGACGGCGAAUUCGAAGGACUCGAGAACGUGCGAGCCUGCUGCGACGGUCGUCAUACGGUGGGCCGCUCUGGGCGCCAUCAUCACCACCAUCACCACGACCACCCUCCUUUGAAACGAGAGGCCUCGAAAGCGGGCGAGCAGCUGCUCGAUCCGAACCCGAUGGACCUGCAGCGACCGGUCUCCCCGGCGUGGUCGUUCCGCUCACGAGCGGGCAGCACGGCGUCGCACGAUGGCGGAUUUUUCUCUAGAUUUGGGUCGCGGCGGUCGACGAAGACGGUUCCGGGCGCAUCAUCGGUUGGUCUGGAUACAUAGGGUCUGUUGGAUGGACGUUUCCCUUUUUCUUCUUCUCGCGCACUUAGCAUGGUCGUAACCGUAAUCAACGUUGGCGUUGCAUGGUUCUCAUACACUCCCCUUGAGCUCUCCCCAUCUUCCUCCAUGCUGUUAUCGUUCUGCUUGGCUCGUACCACUCCUUGAUAAUCCCCAAUUCUUUGUUUUAUGCAUGAUGCAUCGAUCUAUCCUGCCCGUUCCUUUCCGUCCUAGCCUGCAUGUAUCCAGUUAUUUUUGUGCGAUUACGCAGUAUACACCAAACAUUCCUUGAUCACCAC
Trametes versicolor FP-101664 SS1 is the source of this 5528-nucleotide messenger RNA. RefSeq lists its product as uncharacterized. Gene Ontology annotation, molecular function: tubulin binding; phospholipid binding. Gene Ontology annotation, biological process: microtubule cytoskeleton organization; establishment of mitochondrion localization; dynein-driven meiotic oscillatory nuclear movement. The record is from RefSeq and is a predicted model, not a curated record. Gene Ontology annotation, cellular component: mitochondrion; cell cortex. Lineage: Eukaryota; Fungi; Basidiomycota; Agaricomycetes; Polyporales; Polyporaceae. The transcript is spliced from 5 exons. Bases 1 to 5235 code for a protein of 1744 amino acids.